AUGGAGGCGGCGGAUGCAGCAGAAGGCAGCAGCAUCUGCAGCAGCACCUGCAGCAACAGCUGCAGCAGCAACUGCAGCAGCAGCAGCAAAUCUUCUUUCUGCUUCCGGGUUCUAUCCAGCGAGCUUCUUGCUGCAGCAAAGGGCCUCAUUCCUCUGUCUUUGUCUGCUGCAUGCGCAGUGUGGGGCCCUGCUUCUGCUGCAGUGAUAGAAGCUUACCGCCUAGCGAAGGAAGCAGCAGAGCAGCAGCAGCAGCAGCAACAGCAGCAGCAGCAGCAAGUGCAUGCGAUGACAGCAGCAGCAGCAGCAAUCAAUGCGGCAUUGGCUCGGGCGAAGCAACAGCAACUGCAGCAACAAGGUGUCUCUGACCCGGAGCAGCAGCAGCAGCUGCUGCAGCAGCAGCAACAGGUGACGCUUGCUGCUGUCAGCAGAACAACAAGAAACCAUGGAGGCUGCUGCCUGUACACCCCAGAGGUGCUGCGGGAGCUGCUGCGCUGCGGAUACACCGCAACAGCGCGCUGGCUGCUGCUGGUGCUGCUGCGGUGUCUCCUAGCUGUGGGGCUAUCCCCCCGCAUGAAGCAGCAGCAGCAGCACCAGCAGCAGCAGCAGCUGCUGCUGCAGCAGGGCCGAGCAGCAGAAACAACAUCAUUCGAAUUCUCCUUCAGCCUCGAGUCCUUUGGCCAGGACCUCACGCCCCGGGAAUCAGCAGCAGCAGCAGCAGCAGCAGCAGCAGCAGCGGGAGACUCUCGCUGCUGCGCUGUAUGCGGAGCCGUCAUCCCUGCAGCAGCAACAACAUCAACAGCAGCAGCAGCAGCAGCAGCAGCAGCAGCAGUUUGCGCUGAGUGUGAGCCAAAGACAGGCUGCGAGCUAGCGCAGCUGCUGCAGCAGACAAUGGCAGCAGCAGCAUGCCUGCUGACGGAUCUGCUGGCGCAGCAGCAAGCAGCAGAACAUCAGCAGCAAAUAACACAGCAUCAUGAUCUCACUGCAGCAGAGCAGCAGCGGCUGCUGCAGCAACGCCGCUGCUGGCCUAAGAGUGCUGCGGUGUAUGUACACUGGGCUCGGCGCUGCCUCCCUGCAAGCAUGCAUCCAUCCGCUGCUGUUGCUGCUGCUGCUGCUGCUGCUGCUGCAGGCUUCAAAGAGAGCCAAGCAGGUGCUGCUGCUGGCGCUGGGGGCAUGAGCCCCUGGCAGCAGCAGCAGCAGCAAGAGCAGCAGCAGCAGCAGCUGCUGCAGCAUGGGAGUUGGGUGGAUACUUUUGGUGGGGGUUUAGGGCUCUCAGCAGCAGCAACAGGAGCAGCAGCAGCAGCAGCAUCAGCAGCAGCAGAAGAACGUUCUGCUGCUUUCUGUCUCUUUGGCUCGCCAGAGAAAACUUCAGCUGAUGAGGACCCCUUCGACGUUAAGGAGCUGCUGGGGUUCACAAGUCCAGCAAAGGAAGCAGCAGCAGCAGCAGCAGCAGCAGCAACAGCAGCACCAGCAGCAGCAGCAGCAGGGGAGGGGGAGGCGGCAGCAAACGAGGCAGCAGCAAAGCAGACAGCAGCAGCUUCGCAGCAGGUAGCAGCUCAGCAUACACCCGCAGAUGCACCGUUAGCAGCAGCAGCAGCAGCAGCAGGUGGUGGUGCUGCAGCAGCAGCAGCAAACGUGCAAGCAGCAGCAGAACCAAUACUAACACCCGCUGCUGCUGUAGCCCUUCUUAUGAGCCCCGUUCGAGCUUCUAUAUGUGAUGAAGAAUACCAGCUGCUGCUGCAGCUGCUGCUGCUGCCUCUCCCUGGGUUGGCGUUGUCUCCGCAGCAGCUGCUGCUGCUGCGCUGCCUCAUCCGCGCGCUGCAGCAGCUCGAUCAGCAGCAGACGGGGGGUUCAAGAGCAGCAGCUGCAGCAGCAGGGCUUGCUGCAGACUUUCCUGCUGCUGCUGCUACUGCAGCAGCUGCUGCUGCGGAUGUUGCUGCUGCAGCAAGACUGUGUUCAACGGAAGCAGAGCACCAGCAAAGCGACGCCGAAGCUGCUGCAGCAGCAGCAGCAGCAGCAGCAGGAGAAAGCAGCUCACUCAGCUGCAGCACGGACAGCAGCCGCCAGCGCUUCUACACAGCAUUGCUAGUGUUGCGGGAGGCGGAGAUAGCUGUGGCUGAGCAGCAGCAGCAGCUGCUGCAGCAGCAGGAGCAGCAGCAGCAGGAGCAGCAGCAAGCGAAGGUUGCAUCUUCUUCUUCUUCUUCCUUCUCCAGCAGUUCUAGUUCGCUGUUGCGGCCUGCUGCUGCUGCGGCUCCUGCAGCUGCUGCUGCUGCUGCUGCUGCAGUGCCUGCAGCAGCACUUCUCAGCAGCGAAGACAUAUGCUGGUGUCUUCAUGCUGCUGCUGAGGAGGACCUGCUGCAUCAGGUGGUGCAGCAGGCGCGCGCAGCACACCCAGAGGGCCGCCUCGUCUGGCCGCUCCUCCGCCUGCGCGGGGUUGGCUUCUGGCUGCGCAGCCCUUCUACCGUCCGCCAGCUGUGCGAGCUGCUGCUGCGGGAUGCAGUGAGUGCAGCAGCAGCAGAGCAGCAGCAGCAGCAGGGAACGCUGAACCUCAAGGGGCCGCCAGAGAGUUCGAGUCCUUUCAUAUCUGUACGCAGCAGCACUGCUGCUGCUGCUGCUGGGGUUCAGCAGCAGCACGGAGCUGCACCGUCUGGAGCAGCAGCAGCAGCAGCAGCAGCAGGAACAACAGCAGCAAGUGCUGCUGAUCUCGUUGCCUUGUGGGCAGCAAUCAGCGGCAAGAAGGGCCUCAUCGUGGCCUCACUAAAGGCUCAGGGGAAUACAAAGGCAGCAACAUUUUUGUUGUCUGAUUCAGCUGACGUUCGGUGGCGAGCAGCAGCAGAACGAAAUGCCUUUCAUCUGCUGGCGCAGCGGCGCUGCUAUUUGUCUUUGGCGUUUUUCUCUCUCGCAGGCAGCUACAGAGAGGUUGCUGAUGUUUGCUGCAGGGUGCUGUCAGACACGCAGCUAGCCCUCUUUCUCUGCAGAGUUGGCGCUGCUGUCUCCUCCCCUGAGUCUCCUCCCUUAGGAAUGGACUCGCAGCCAUGGGGCCUGCAGGAGCAGCAGCAGCAGCAGCAGCAGCAGCAGCAGCAGCGGCAGCAGCAGCGGCAGCAGCCUGGUGCUAUGGGUGCGGGAGCAGGGAAGCUAGAAGGCAGAGGAGCAGCGCCGGCUCCAACUGUUUCUGCAGCUUCUGCUGCUGCUGCUGCUCCUGCUGCUGCUGCUGCUGCUGCGGAGACAGCAGAAAUGCGGGGGGGUCUUCCCCCUUCGCCUCUGUCGUUUGAUGGCUCUGCUGCAGCAGAAUACAGCAGGGUGCUGCUGCAGCGGCUGCUGCCGCAAGCAGCAGCAGCAGGAGAUAUAUGGCUGCGUUUCUGCUGCUACUGGUUAGCAGGCCACUACACCCAGGCCUUCGAGGCUCUGCUGCCUCCCUAUUCAGGCGCGCAGCAGCAGCAGCAGCAGCAGCAGCAACAGCAGCAGCAGCAGCAGCAGCAGCAGCAGCACAAUGAAGUGCUGCCCUUCAACCCGCGCAUGUAUUUGCAGGGCAGCUAUCAGCACCAGCUGGGGAGGCCUUUGGGGGGCGGUGCGGUGGAGGGUACAGCAGCAGCAGCAGCAGCAGCAACAGCAGCAGCAGCAGCAGCAGCAGCAACAGGCGAUGAAGGAGUGUAUGAAGGGGGCUGCUGGAGGGUCUCUCUGCCUUCUCUGUCUCUUUCUCUAUUCAGAGCCGCCAUAAGACAAACCCUCCCAGUACGCCGCGCCCAGCAGAAACACAAAGAAAAACACCUGCAGCAGCAGCGCCAGCAGCAGCUGCAGCAGAAGCAGCAGCAGCAGCAGGAGUCCCUCCUGGAGUCUUUCUAUGGGGCUGAAGACAAGAGCAGUCGGACGAGAUACAGCCGAAGCAGCAGCAGCAGCAGCAGCAGCAGCAGCAGCAUGCGCGCAGCAGCUGCUGCCUGA
Molecule: messenger RNA, 3936 nt
Organism: Eimeria mitis
Lineage: Eukaryota; Apicomplexa; Conoidasida; Eucoccidiorida; Eimeriidae
Product: AGAP010490-PA, related, related
Source: RefSeq, a predicted model, not a curated record